Messenger RNA from Diutina rugosa, 2541 nucleotides. RefSeq lists its product as uncharacterized. Gene Ontology annotation, biological process: protein deubiquitination. The coding region runs from base 1 to 2541 and encodes 846 amino acids. Gene Ontology annotation, molecular function: cysteine-type deubiquitinase activity; cysteine-type endopeptidase activity. The record is from RefSeq and is a predicted model, not a curated record. NCBI's taxonomy places the organism in Eukaryota, Fungi, Ascomycota, Pichiomycetes, Serinales, Debaryomycetaceae. Gene Ontology annotation, cellular component: nucleus; cytosol. The transcript has a single exon.
AUGGAUCCUCACCGCUUAGGAAGUAUCAAGUCGAUCUCUCCACUACCGCUUAUCCAAGCACUUCCGCAAGCGCUUCCGCUACCUCACCACAGCCACAUCGACACCCCAGAUGUUGAAGCCAUCGCGACUCCACAUUCGCGAUCCCCCGACAAUAGUGCCAGAAUGGCCCCCUCCCCAUCGGUUUUCGAUGAGGACUUCUGGCAGCAGUAUCUAGAGAACUAUCGGCUGAUGCUGGUAGGCGAAUCUCAUGGAUGCUUACCUGUCAAUCCUAAGAAGUAUCAUCAUUACUCGCUGGCGGUAACAACGGUGCGCCUGUAUUUUGAUCAAUUAGGCCUACCGGUUCCGUCACACACCGAGACUUGUGCAGUUUUGAAACUGCCCUUUGUCAAUGGUGAUGUGGUGAAAGCAUUUCAUUUCAUCCGAUUUUUCCAACUGGCCAACGAAGGCUAUUUUUUGACCAACAGUCCCAUUGACAAGCGCGGCCAUGCUAUUACAUAUCAAGGGGCUGAAAACUGGGAAAACGUUAUGUGCUAUUUGGAUGCGUUACUCUUCGCCAUGUUUGCCAAUAUGGAAGCUUUCGAACCAAUUUUAUUCAUUAGUAACGCUCACAUCAAUUCUCCUAACAAACGACUUGUCGAUCAAUUGAGUGCGUUACUCAGGGUAUAUACCACUUUAUUGCGUCUGGGAAAUUUGAUCACGACCGAUGUCACUAUUCAAAUUUGUGAAACUUUAACCAAACUUGGUUUCAUUGAGGCAACAUCCCAUACUCAGCAAGAUCUGGCAGCGCUUUUCGUUUUCCUCACGGAAAUGUUGCAAAUGCCAUUGCUUACGUUUAAGAUCGACAUUAAGCACGGUGGUAAGUUUAGCAAAGAAGAUGAUCAAAAGAUCAGCAAGGAACGCCUUUUAUUUGUGCUGAUUCCUGAAGAUACAUCUUCAUCACGCGAAGCAUCUCAAUCUCGUGCUGUUGAGGAUGACACUCUUUCUCCAUCACCUAACACUUCACCCCCUCCACCAGACUCUGAGGUGGCCAUUGCUGAAGUCACAGAAGAGCUUGGCCGUGUGGCAACACGCUCAGACUCUGAUGAGGAACCCGAAGAAAUCCUUCUCGAAGAAUGCCUUGAACACUACUUCAAUAACUCAAUUAGUGUCAAGCGUGAACUCGAGCGUCGUGCCACUAGUGAUCGCAUUGAAGUGAUCGAAGGAGUAAUUCCCACAUCAAGCCUGUCGAUGAAACUGCAGCCAUCAAGAAGUUCACUAUUCAAGGAACCCAUUAGAGGUGAAUUGCCUAGAACGCGUUCGCUGACUCUCCUGAUAUGGCUGGAGUCCCCUGCUGCCCCCAAUUCAACUACAACCCACCAAUCACUGAAUGACGAUACUCUGACCAUUCGCGGUCGAGCUACCCUGUUGCACGAGGUCAGUCUACCAGCUUGGAUGUUCUUACGAUUAUUGCCGUUCUACACUGACGAUAAUGAUACUGAUGGUACUGCAAAAAAUUCCAAAGAGUUUGUUAAUCGCCGGCCGAUUCUUCCCAUUUGCUUGAAGCGCUAUGAAUAUGACGUUGGCACGUCGACUGCCAAUCGUCUGAAACGUCGCGUUGUCAUUCCUCCAGUUAUCAAUUUGCCUCAAUUCGUCGCAGAAGAUGACAAUUAUGACAUGAAUAAUUACAAACUUAUUCUUGAGCUGGCUGUAUGCCAUCGUGGUACGCUGAUUAGCUCGGGUCAUUUUGUUGCUGCCACCCGCCGCGAUAAUAAUAACACUUCGUUGACACUUGAGGAAGGGUAUCUGGCAAAAUGGUUGCUCUUUGAUGAUAUGAACAAAAAGCAUCGUAUCAAGGAAAAGACUUUCAAGGAAAUCUUUGACAACGAGUGGCCUUAUAUUUUGUUUUACCGUUUAGUGCUGCCCGACGACCCUCUGGAGGAGCGUAUUGAACUGCACUUACCUAUAGUUCGCCCUCAUGGUUCAAAGUCAAACUACUGGAGUGAUCUUUCCCCCAUCACACUGGGCCCUCAGUCAGGUACCUCCCCCCAUUUAGCAGUUGCUAAUGAUGAGCCGAAAAGACGUGAGUCUCUGGCGAGUAAUUCAAGUAUUCCAUUACCUGAUAUUGCUCCCACUGAUCCUUCAUUUGUUGAUGUCAGAAACCGUUACUAUUGGUACGUUCCUGAUAAAGACCAUAAUUAUUACAAGGAGCUUCCCAGAAUCGGGGUUUCGGGAGAUUCCGAAAUCACAAUGAGUCCACAGUUCCGGCGAAACUCCCAAUGGAGUGGCGAGCACAAAGUGAUGUCCAUUAACACAAUCCCUGACAUCAGCCUCAAUGCGCCAAGUUAUCCGGCUGCAACACCAACAACUGUAUCAGCCCCAGCCAUCACGACUUCACAUGCUCCACACUCAGCCCGUGUACAUCACAGCAAGCCGGACACGGGUGAUGACUACGGGUUGCGGGAAAGACAAGGAUUUUUGGGUCGAAGCAAGCUGAAGAAGGUGACACGGCAGCUGCGUCGCAGACGUGACAAGUAUCGUGAUGAGAAGUGCGUACUUAUGUAG